AUGCCGAGGAAGAAGCCAAGGUUCCAUUCGCUGAAGAAGCUGAACGUGCGCCAGGACUGGUCUCGCUGGUCACUCUACAGCCUCUCGCAGCUUAAAGCCCCAAACGUCGUCUCCCGAACCUACUUCCAGCAGAAAUGGACCGCCAAGGCAUCCACGCGAGCCUAUCACGGCGAGCAGCUGCGGGAGAAGAAGUGGAAGCGCCAAUUCAGUAGGAACUUACCCGCUGUCGUUGGUAUGGAUCACAAGUAUCUGGCGCGACACGAUGGAUCCGAGCAGGCUGCUGGACGUGGAGCAGGCGCAGAUACCCAGGACAAGGAGAGGACGCCGCCCAUGACACCCUACAUGCAGAUGGCCUACUACCCGCUCGAGCGGCGACUGGACACGGCCAUCUUCAGGGCCCUGUUCGCGAGCAGUGUGAGGCAGGCGAGGCAGUUUGUUGUCCAUGGCCUAGUCAAGGUCAAUGGCAAGAAGAUGCCCUAUCCCGGUUAUAUGCUCAACCCAGGCGACAUGUUCCAAGUCGAGCCCUCGUCCGUCAUGUUUGCAACCGGUGCCCAGAAAUCUCGCUCUGCAACCGCUCGCCGUGUCGCCAAAGAGAAGGGUGCCGCCCGCGCAGAGGCCCGCGAACAGGCUGGUGGUCAGACCCCUAGACAGCCACAGGCAGACGUCGCUCUUGCCCAAUCAACCCGCGAAGCGCCCACACCAACCGAGCUGAAGAAACACCUACAAGAGUUGAUGGAGCAGGUCGAUCAAGUCUUGGUCGAAGAUGUCAAAGCAAAGGACAAGCAGAAGUUCCGCGCAUUCAGGCAGAGUGUGAGGAAGGCCAUCUCACUUUGGCGGUCGGCAAAUCCCGAAACCAUCUCAACAUUAGACACGCAAUUCGAUUUCCUCAAGACGCAAAUCGCCGAACGAUCCGCUGCCUCGACCCCCUCGUCCAAGGACACGACCGUGCCCGAACCGCUUAUAUCAGAGGAAGACCAAGCACGCCUUCGCUCUGCCUUUGAGAAGCUACGGCUGGAGACUGAACACACGUCUGCAUGGAACUCACGGAAUGCUGCGGCGCCGUAUGCCACGCCCUGGCGGCCGAGGGACUAUAUGAGCGCGUUUGCUUUUAUACCGAGAUAUCUGGAGGUGAACCAAAACGUUUGCGCAGCAGUAUACCUCAGACACCCGGUGGCAAGGCCGGGCCUGGCCGAAGUACCAACUCCUUUCCAUAUUGAGACCGGGCAGCUGGCUUUCAACUGGUAUCUUAGGAAUCGGUAG
Cucurbitaria berberidis CBS 394.84 is the source of this 1260-nucleotide messenger RNA. Its product is annotated as alpha-L RNA-binding motif-containing protein. Gene Ontology annotation, molecular function: rRNA binding; structural constituent of ribosome. The coding region runs from base 1 to 1260 and encodes 419 amino acids. Gene Ontology annotation, biological process: positive regulation of translational fidelity. The record is from RefSeq and is a predicted model, not a curated record. Lineage: Eukaryota; Fungi; Ascomycota; Dothideomycetes; Pleosporales; Cucurbitariaceae. Gene Ontology annotation, cellular component: mitochondrial small ribosomal subunit. The transcript has 3 exons.